AUGUCGGCGGCUCAGACUCUGUACCCGCGCCAAACAUCGUUCGCCCCAGAUGCCAAUCUUUCACCAGGAGAGCAGGUCCUCCAAUUGAUUGCCAACCCUUUUCAAACUUCACUUCAAACCGGUGCCUUUUGGGCUUCUCUUGCAACAUCACUAGGAAUCAGCGCCGGUCUCGCGCUCCUUUUCUGCCUCAUCCGCCCUCGAAACAACGUUGUCUACGCUCCACGACUGAAAAAUGCAGACAAAGAUCACGCUCCACCACCGAUUGGCAAGGGGUUGUUUAGUUGGGUGGCACCUGUUAGGCAGGCGUCUGAGCCAUUUCUGAUGGAGAAAAUCGGAGUGGAUGCCGUGAUCUUUCUGCGGGUCACUCGCAUGCUGAGGAAUAUGUUCCUGGUCCUCGGAUUGAUCGGGAUUGCCAUCAUGAUCCCAAUCAACAUCACUCAAGGCAACAGAGCAAUCACCGAUGGGUUGGACGCCUUCGCCAUCAUGACACCCUUAUUCAUCUUUGGCGGUGGGUUGUGGGCUCAGGUGGUUAUGGCAUGGCUGAUGGAUUUGGUCGUGAUCUACUUCCUUUGGUUUAACUAUCGUCGAAUCCUGAAGCUGCGCCGAGCUUACUUGGAAAGCCCGGAUUACCAGAGGAGUCUGCACGCUCGGACACUGCUGCUCCGCGAUAUCCCAGGCCAACUUCGGAACAACGAAGGCAUCGCACAUGUGAUCGAUGAAGUCAACCCCACGGGUGCAGUCCCGAGAACCACGGUUGGGCGGAAUGUCAAGGUCUUGCCCGACUUGAUCGAAGAGCAUGAAAAGGCUGUCCGGGAACUCGAGUCUGUCCUUGCAAAGUAUUUGAAAAACCCAGACAAGCUACCACCGAACCGCCCAAUGAUCAAGGCACCUGGCAAGUACAGAGGUCAGACCAGCGGAGGCAAGGUCGACGCCAUUGAUUACCUGACCGACCGAAUUCGAGCGCUCGAAAUGGAAAUUUCCGAUGUGAGAGAUCGUGUCGACAACCGCGAUGCCAUGUCCUACGGGUUUGCCAGCUGGGAUCAGAUUGCUCAAGCGCACACGGUGGCCUUCCAGGCACGGAGCAAGCGGCCACAGGGCACCAAGAUCCAAUUAGCACCUAGGCCGAAUGAUCUGAUUUGGGACAACCUGGCACUCUCUCGAGCUUCCCGGAAGGCUAAGCGGAUAAUGAACGGUGUCUGGAUCGCUGUUCUCACAAUCAUCUGGACCCCCAUCAACGCAGGCAUCGCCGUCUUCUUGUCCAAUCUGUCCAACUUGGCUCUUGUCUGGCCGGCUUUCAAAUCUCAGCUCGAGGCGCAUCAUGCGGCCUGGUCGAUCGUACAGGGUAUAGCAGCCCCUGCCAUUACCUCGCUUGUUUACCUGCUGCUUCCCUCCAUCUUCAGACGACUCCAGGUGCGCGCCGGAGAUGUGACCAAGACUGAGCGAGAACGCCAUGUCUUGCGAAACUUGUACAGCUUCUUCACUCUCAACAACUUGGUGGUCUUCUCGAUUUUCUCCGCUGUUUGGCAGUAUGUGACGAUUGUGAUCCAGUACAACAAAAACAACAACGACCUUUGGACUUCUCUGAGAGAGGGCCAAUUCUUCCUGGUUAUCACAACCACCCUCUGCCAGAUCUCCCCUUUCUGGGUCACUUGGCUUCUUCAGCGAAAUCUUGGAGCCGCGACUGACCUGGCACAACUCUGGCAGUUGACCUACGUCUGGUUCGCAAGGACGUUCAUGUCACCCACGCCCCGACAAAAUAUUGAGUGGACGGCACCUCCAGCAUUCGACUAUGCCAGUUACUACAAUUACUUCCUUUUCUACGCUACGGUGGCCCUCUGUUAUGCAACGCUCCAGCCAAUCGUGCUGGUCGUCACAGCAUUGUAUUUUACCAUCGACACGUUUCUCAAAAAGUAUCUCUUGAUGUACGUGUUUGUCACCAAAACCGAAUCUGGUGGCCAAUUCUGGGUGACCAUAUUCAAUCGGAUGAUUUUUGCCACCAUCUUGUCGAAUGUUGUCAUUGCCGUUGUGGUGAAAGCGAGAGGAGAAUGGAGCCUUGUCGCCGCAAUCGCUCCUCUGUUGGUCAUUCUGAUCGCUUUCAAGUGGUACUGUAUGAAGGCCUUCGAUCUGGACCUGAAAUAUUAUGCUCGUGGUGCCGCCCAAGAUUCAGAACGUAUGGCGGCCGAAGGCAAGGCUGGUAAGGCGGAAAGGAUUUCUUCGAAAUUCGGCCAUCCUGCUCUUUACCAGCCUCUGAUGACACCGAUGGUUCACGCCAAAGCUAGACAUGUCCUAGCCGAGAUCUACCACGGUCGCCUCAACUCGGAAGCAGGACAAUCCAUGACUUUCUCCGACAUUGCCAUGCAGCCCAUGAGCGAGACCAGCAAACCGCCUCAGAACGUUCCUUUCGAAUUCGUUCCUGAGGCACAGCAAGAUUUCCAGUUCUACAGGAACCGCGAGGAUUUCCGAUCAGAGGCUGGUGACGACUUGCUGUCCGGCUCGAGAGCUCAGACCCCAGCUCCGUCAAUUGGGAAGAACGAAUUUGGCUCGGCUCCAAGUACUCGGGACUCAAGCCCUGCCCCAACUGUUCCGCGUCAGCCUGUCCACCGCAAGCAGUUUGACCAGUCCAAUGUGCCUGCCCAAUUCCGAGUGAGUCCUGCCGCUCCUCCUGCCGGCAACCUCGAGCCCCGUCACGGUCCGUACACAGAUCCAUACGACGACCGCGCGAAUUUGCUGGGAAGUGCGGGAGACAUCAGGACGCCGAAUGGAGAGUUCAUGGCGUUGGAUCAAUUCCGGACACCCAUCGAAAGUCGCGACGGCAGCGAAUAUCACGACAAUACACCGAGAGACGAGUUGAGUUAUGACUAUUUCAGGAGCAAGAGGUAG
Messenger RNA from Cladophialophora yegresii CBS 114405, 2880 nucleotides. RefSeq lists its product as uncharacterized. Gene Ontology annotation, molecular function: calcium-activated cation channel activity. The transcript has 2 exons. The coding region runs from base 1 to 2880 and encodes 959 amino acids. The record is from RefSeq and is a predicted model, not a curated record. Gene Ontology annotation, cellular component: plasma membrane. Lineage: Eukaryota; Fungi; Ascomycota; Eurotiomycetes; Chaetothyriales; Herpotrichiellaceae.